AGGCGCGAUAUAAAAAUGAAUACUUAUUUACUCCUGUUUUAUCAUAAUUUUUUCAUAAAAACGAUGUUAAAAUGAUAUAACACAGUAUUCGCUCUUGUGUGGUUAAAAAACAUGUUUAUUUUAUAUCAUCAUCAGAAAUUAUUUCGUCUUUAAGCUCGGAGAACUUAGCACUGCUAUCACAGUCAGACGUUUAUAUUUCUAGCUAUUUCUAAAACGCUUGUCAGUUUGUGUUCCCGCUGUUUCUUUAUGCAGAUCGAUGCGUGAAACAACCUUUCUCGUGUGGGAAAGAAAUCGCAAAAGCGACACAUUUCGUGUCAUGUCGUGACAUCGGCAACCGUGCAACGCAUCACACUAUUCUAGCGUGACCAUGACGUUAACUUUACCACUGUCUUUAUUACCUUGAAUGAUUUCAUUUUAAACCACACAUCUAAAGUAAGGAACUUCAAAUGUCUCGGCACUCACUGGUUUCCUAUCUGAUUUCUUUUUUGAUCAGGUUAAAAUUAAGCCAUUUGGACCCUACUAAACAGAAUGCAUUCAUAUACAGAAUGUUUACAAACAGACUAAAUUUAGUGUUUUUGAUUCAUAAAAGGGACGGAUCUAGAAUUGCUUGUUUUUUGUCUAAUUAAACUGCAGGGGUCCAGACCUCUAAACGUGGGUUAACGAGGCCUCUUGCUGAGAAAACACAAAAGUACAAUUGAUGGAAUACUAAAGAAACGCAAGAAGCGAUGUGCAAAAUUAGUGAGGGGGUUGAACAGGAAAAUAUAGAACAAUGUAAGAUCAGUGAUCAGCAAUAAGCAAACCGCGACCACCUAUCAGAAUAUGUCACUGUUUGCACUCAAACAGUGUUGUCCUUGUCCAAAUGCUCUGGGGAUACUGGGGCGAGCAAACCUGGAUGCCUGUGGCAGUAGAAAACGUGGGUUCCUAGGGCUUACUCAAGUCACCUCGCUGACGUCCGCUAGACGCCAUAUUGAAAAUUACCCAGAAGACCCUGGGGACGUGGUUGUGCUCAAGUAGCUGCCGCAAAAGAUAAAGAAGAAAACAAGAUUCUCUGCAAAGUUUGCGUGGAAUUUCUUGAUUUAGACGCCGUCUAACGACCAAAAAAGGAAGACAAUGGUUGAAGUACACUUUGAAAUAUGGUAUGCCACCCUCACCCGGCCAUGACCGGGCGUCGGUACAUCUCUUGCACAAAAAAUUGAUCGAGGACUACUAGUCUCCAUUUCAGCAACUCGUGCGUAGUCACGCACCGCUCGGAUCGCUGCGUAACUUCGGCACGCUCGGAGCGUCGCGUGACUCCGACACGAGCGGCUGCAAAAAAAGACUAUAAGACCACAAUCUGGAGGUACUUUCUAAAUAGUAGAGUUUUCGGACAUUCAUGUUUGAGUACAUCUAAAUCUAUCAUUCUUCUGAUCUCAAUGGUCUCUAUGAUAGCUACGUUCAUCAUUGAAAAGUGAGGGCCUGUAUCUUUUACUGUGCUAUUCAAAAAUGAAUACAUCUGACCAAUUCAGCCGUUGGGUUCCCUGUGGUGUAGCUCGCGCGCGCUUUUCGAACGUCUACGUACAUACGUACAUUAUGACGUAAAUCUUACCAUAUGUUGCGGAAUCCCUUCUGUUAGAAAGUGUUUUAAAUGCUAUUCAAUUUACAAAUUCUUUGGACUAUUAUCACGAUGUGCGGUUCGUUACUUUCAAAGUGUCUUUCGACAAAUAACAAGGUUGCACCUCUCGGCGUCAGUGAUGUUGACGCUGAGUUACUAAAAACGGCGCGUAGUUUAAUCUCGGCUCAACGUUCAAGCGCCAAGAACGGCGUUACGCCAGAGAUGAGCGCGUUUGUGUCCAAGUGCAAUGCGGCAGCCUAUGAUCUCAUUAUCGACGGCAAACAGACGGCAGAUGGAGGACACGCCAAAGUCCCGAGAAGACUUGCUAAGAUCGAAGCGGCGCCUACAUUCACCAUGGAAAUGUUACUGGAGGAACAAGCGCAAGUGGAAAGUAACAGGAUCAGGCAGCUUGAAAAGAUAAAGAAGACAGCCUCCUCAAGUACUAGAUCUUCUGAUGCCAAUGCCAGACGGGCUGUCAGAUCCAACAAGCUGCGGGAGGCGCUAGAGAUGGCCGACAAGCUCGCUAAGGAGAAGAGCGCUAGAGCCUCCGAGAACAGGGAUAAGCACUUGGCGGACGUCAAGAGCAAGGCCAGUCGCCUGGCGGGGAGCUCCCAGCAACAGGUUGUGGAGAGUGAGGCAUGCGCUAAGGUGGAGCUGCGGCAGCGGGAAAUUGAUAGGAAAAGGAAGAUGGUGGAGAUGAACAAGGACAAGGCAGCGAAGGAGGCGCGCGAAAAGCUCAGGCUGCGAUGUGAGCGCGAACAGCUUGUGAAGGACCGCGCCAAUGCUCUAAAGGAUGCCGACAUGUACGAUGGUUUGCGCAUCCUCGAGGGAAUGGAGACGAGUGAGGACUACUGCGUCUCAGAGGAUGACGAGUGGGAGACUGGGCCCCAGACGGACGAUGGGAACGACGAAGAAUUCUGGGGUUAACCGCUGAUUUGCGCGACCGUCACCCCCUCCACCUUUUGCACGCCAAAAUUCCCGGGCAUCCUCUGCCUAUAUGGAAAUGAGACAUUACACUAAAUUUAAAGACGUAGAUUUGUAAUUAGCUACGUGUAACAAUAAAACUUUCAGAUGUCAACAA
Molecule: messenger RNA, 2672 nt
Organism: Nematostella vectensis (starlet sea anemone)
Lineage: Eukaryota; Metazoa; Cnidaria; Anthozoa; Actiniaria; Edwardsiidae
Exons: 3
Coding region: 1625-2518 (297 amino acids)
Source: RefSeq, a predicted model, not a curated record